AAUGCCUCUCUUCCACAUCCCCUCCCGCUCCGUCCUCAAACCCCACCACCACCACCGCCACAUCAUCCGUCGAACCUUCAUCGACACCACCACCAUAAACUGGGUCCGCGACCGCGGCCUCGACCACGUAGUCGAGCGGGAGAAAAACCUCCGGCCAAUAAUCAACAUCAAAAACCUAAUCAAAUCAGAGCCCUCCAAAUCCCUCCCCAUUUCCAUCCUCACCAAAUCCCGCCACUCCCUCCAAAUCCCCACCCGCCCCGUCAACUUCGUCCGCCAAUUCCCCUCCAUUUUCGAGGAGUUCCUCCCCGGCGGCAUCCCCGGAGGCAUCGCCUCCGUCCAGCCCCACCUCCGCCUCACCCCGCAGCUCCUCGACAUCGACUCCAAGGAGCAUCUCAUGUACCAGAGCCACUCCUACACCCACCAGGCCGCCGAUCGCCUCUUCAAGAUGCUCAUGCUCGUCCGCUGUAACAGACUGCCGCUCAAUCUCAUCGAGCUUUUCAAAUGGGAUUUGGGGCUCCCUGAGGACUAUGUGGAGACCAUCGUGCCGGAGUUUCCGGAUUACUUCAAGGUUGCAGUCGGGAAAUACGGGCUGCUGGAGCUGGAGAUGGUGUGCUGGAGUGAUGAGCUGGCCACUUCGGUUAUGGAGAAGAAGAACAAAGCGGCCAAGGGGAUGCCUGUUGCGUUUCCUAUGCAGUUUUCGAGAGGGUUUGAGAUGGAUAAGAAGAUGAAGAAGUGGAUUGAUGAGUGGCAGAAGCUGCCGUAUGUGUCUCCUUAUGAGAAUGCAGCUCAUCUUUCUUCUCAGAGUGACGAAUCGGAUAAGUGGGCCGUUGCGGUUUUGCAUGAGCUGCUGCAUAUUCUGGUGCCCAAGAAGACUGAUAGGGAGAAUAUUCUGGCUCUCGGUGAGUAUUUGGGGAUUCGGUCGAGGUUUAAGAGGGCAUUGCUUCACCAUCCGGGGAUAUUGCAUGUUUCAAGCAAGAACCGGACUUAUACGGUUGUAUUGAGAGAAGGGUAUAAGAGGGGUGCUAUUAUUGAGAAUCAUCCGCUGAUGGAUAUAAGAAACGAGUAUAUUCACCUCAUGAAUGCUGUGAAGGAAGAUGGUAAAGGGGUAAGUCCUAGGGAGAAGAGGAAGAGGAAGAAGGGAGUUGAAGAUCCUAUAAGAGAAGAUAUAGACGAGGACGAUGAUGAAAAUGAGGAAGAGGAAGGGUACUUGUGUGACUCAUCUGAUGCUGAAGUUGAGCAUGAUGAGGUUGACAGUGAAGACAAUGAAGAAGAGGAUGAAGACGAUGAUGAGGAUGAAGAAGAGAGUAUGAGCAACAUUUGGAUGAAUGAUGCUAAUACUAGAGGAAGAAGAGCUAGGAAAUCUAAUUUUGAUGUCAUGACACCUUCCAGAAAUGCUGGAAGAGGAAGUUCAGGUCAAAAAAGAGCCUGGAAAUCCGAUAAUGCUGAGAGAGGGGGGUCAGGUGGACAAUACCCUGGUAGGAGAGGAGAGAGAGUCUCACCUGAUACUUCUAGAACAACACAAUCUGAUGUUAGGCAUAAUGUCCGCCAGAAUACAACAGAAGGAUCUAAUCUGUCCAGAAGCAGGGUGAGGUCUUCACCAGACAAGAAGACUUAUAUUUAGAGAAAGUCGGCUGGUUUUCUGCAACAACAUUCUGAUAGUUGGCAUGUUGUCCGAGAAGAAAACCACAUCCCCAAAUGUGACAAAGAAUACUGGAGGACCUGUGAGCUCAACGAAACUUUAUCUCCAAUGUGUGCAUUCUCUGAUACCGUAAGUGGAAAGAUGAGGGAGACCAACAUACAAGAAAUGAUCCCGAGACCAAGAAAUGGAGGAUUUGAAAAAGUGGUUGGCUGCGAGGUUAACGAGACCAUCAUUCUGGAGUCUUGGAUAUUUUGAUGUGCACAUAUAUUUAUUAGUUUUGUUUAACUUUUAGUUGUUGUAAGCCUCCAAACAUCAGAAAAUGCAUCUAGAGUCCUUACCGAACAACUUCAAUAGAUCAUGAUGACUACAAAUGUUUACAAAUUCUUAUAUCCUUUGUCUCCGCUCCCUUUGAGGCAGCGAAGAAAAUUUGCAUUUUGCACCACUAUACUUUGUUUCAUGGUAAUUGUGCAUUUGCAGUGUUUUGUGC
This is a messenger RNA of Fragaria vesca subsp. vesca, 2126 nucleotides long. RefSeq lists its product as uncharacterized. Lineage: Eukaryota; Viridiplantae; Streptophyta; Magnoliopsida; Rosales; Rosaceae. The transcript has 3 exons. The record is from RefSeq and is a predicted model, not a curated record. Bases 2 to 1621 code for a protein of 539 amino acids. Gene Ontology annotation, molecular function: RNA binding.